Molecule: messenger RNA, 4367 nt
Organism: Myiozetetes cayanensis
Lineage: Eukaryota; Metazoa; Chordata; Aves; Passeriformes; Tyrannidae
Product: gastrula zinc finger protein XlCGF49.1-like
Exons: 2
Coding region: 808-1494 (228 amino acids)
Cellular component (GO): nucleus
Source: RefSeq, a predicted model, not a curated record
GCUGCCUCUGGAACAUCUCCAGCUCCUGCAGAACCAGCAUUUCAUGAGCAAAUUGGCAGCUGACACCAAGCUGGGAUGUAUAUUGGUGUGCUGGAAGGCAGGAGGGCUCUGCAGAGGGACCUGGACAAGCUGGAUCCAUGGUCUGAUUCCAAGGGGAUGAGGUUCAACCAGGCCAAGGGCCGGGUCCUGCCCUUUGGCCACAACAACCCCGGCAGCCCCCCGGGCUGGGCACAGAGUGGCUGGAGAGCAGCCAGGCAGGAAGGGACCUGGGAGUGUGGAGGGACAGGAAGCUGAACAGGAGCCAGAGUGUGCCCAGGGGGCCUGGGUGAGGAAGAGUGUGGCAGCAGGAGCAGGGCAGGGAUUCUUGGCCUGCACUGAGCGCUGGGAAGGCCACCCUGGAGUGCUGUGUCCAACUCUGGGCCCCUCAGGUCAGGAAGGACAUGGAGGGGCUGGGGCAGGGGCAGAGAAGAGCAGCGAGGCUGGGGAAGGGACUGGAGCACAAGUGCUGUGAGGAGAGGCUUAGGGAGCUGGGGUUGUUGAGCCUGGAGAAGAGGAGGCUCAGGGGUGACCUCAGCACUGUCCCCUCCCUCCAGGACACUCCCCCAGAAAUCCUCGGUGGGACCUUUUGUGUCUAUUGGUGGUUGCUGCUUUAUCCUGGGGACCUGAGGGCCCCUCUGCAGUCCCAUCCCUGGGGCACAAUCUGCUCUCCAGAGCUCGACUGGCUCCCUGCAGACUUUGCAGGGCAAUCUGUGCUCGCAGCUGCAUCCUGAGCCCGAGCAGGAUUUGUCCUUCCCAAAGCUUGGGUGAAUGGAGGAGGAGGCUGCGAAGAAGCUGCCGCAGGCUCCCCAGGCAGGUGAGGAGGAAGUCAGUGCCCCUUUGGCCCUGUCUUGUGGUGCAUCUGUUGAGCAGCCUCCCAGCAGGGAGAAGCCCUUCAGGUGCUUGGAAUGUGGGACGAGCUUUAGGCAGAGCACCCACCUACUCAGCCACCAGCACAUCCACACUGGGGAACGGCCCUACACAUGUGGGGAAUGUGGGAAGAGCUUCAGGCAGAGCGCCCACCUCCACAGCCACCAGCGCUUCCACACUGGGGAACGACCCUUCAAGUGUGGGGAGUGUGGGAAGAGCUUCAGUGACAGCUCCACCCUCCGCAAGCACCGUCGCAUCCACACUGGGGAACGGCCCUACAAGUGCUUGGAAUGUGGGAAGAAGUUUCCGACCAGCUCCAGUCUCGUCCAGCACCAGCAGACACACACAGAGGAGAGGCCCUUCCGCUGCACCGACUGCGGGAAGGGCUUCAAACGCAACUCCCACCUGGUUGGCCACCUGCGCAUCCACACCGGGGAGAGGCCCUACAAGUGUGAGGUGUGGGAAGAGCUUCACCCACAGCUCUGCCUUGACCCUACACCAACGGACCCACCAGUAAGGGCAACCGUACGAGUGCCCCGACUGCGGGGAAAACCUUUACCACUGCUCCCACCCCGAAUGACGCCCUGAUGGUGAGGCAAACCCUGGAGUCCAGGGACUGUCAGUUCACCCCUUUCUACCAGAAAGGACCAGUCCCCUUUGCCAGGGGCAUUUUCUGCCAAUAGAACCCUUCUUGGGGGUGUGUGGAGAUUCCUACCUUGGCUGGGACCCCCAAGGUCACUGCUGGAGGUUGAGAGCAGAGAGCUCCCCCCGAGCGUUGGUCUGGGGGAGUUCCAUCCAUCUCUAAUGAAUAAUUCUUGCUUUGGUGCCAGCUUUAGUAGAAUUGCUCCAACAAUUGCUUUAGUGUAGAGCACUGUCCUAUCUUAUGCUGUACUAGUGGUAGUUUUAGUGUUUCUAUUGUGCAGUAAAUAAUUCUGAAUGAAGAUCUUUUGUCUGAUCAUUUGUAACCCUAAAGAAUUCAUUUCUAUCAAUAGGUGUGAUUUGCCAUGAUUAAAACCUGGGGGACAAAAGUGGUUCAGUCCCACCUCUGUAAUUCCUCUAAGCUGAACCUGUUGGCAAAACCUAAGGCUGAGAUUGGAUCCAGCAGCCCCAGUACCCCACAGUCAGUUGGGAGCUCAGAGGGGCACCCCCCCCUUUCCUACCCCUUUGUGCCCAGAGACCCCCAUGGGACCAUCGGACCCACUGGACCGUCCAGACCAUUUCCCCUUUUCCACCCUUCUCCCGUUCCUCCCAUCUUUCCAUGGUCCCCUGCUACAAUCUGCUUAAAUAUUGCAGAAAGAACUAGAGAUUCAAAUAUUCCCUUGAGCAAAAUAAAAACUCACACAAGUUAUCUGUUGAUACCAAAACCUGAUUUUAUUAAUUGCUAAGAGGUGCAAAGAGAAUGAGGAAAAAAUAAGAAAAGGUUGGAAACUGCUAAGAUUAUUUCUAGAAGCAGAGAAAAAAUACCACUGAAAAGUACCUUUUCCAGCUGAGCUGGUGAGUGUGGCAGAAGAGAAGCAGUUUCUGCCUUUUUUUUGUCUGUCUCUGCAGCUUUUGGAUGUUGUCUCUGUAGCUGCAGGGGGUCUGACAGCUUUAGUUCUCUGCAAUGCACCAUGUGUGGUUUCACCGCUCACACCCCUGUCCCAGGCCAUGCAGGGUCUCAGCUCAGCCGAAGCUUUGGGCCCUCAGAAAUAUGGUCAGGGUAGAAGGAUAAGGUAGAACUCCCACAUGUGGCACAGUGGUCUCAGCUCUCUCCAGGCCGGCAUAGUUCCAGUCUCCGGUGGCAGGCAGGCAGCACGCGGUGGUGGAGAAAAGGUGAGGGGAGGUGGGCAGAGAUUCUCAGCUACAGUCACCAGUUCUUGUCCCUUUUUUCUCCCUGAUUUUCCAAAAUUUGUCCUCAACUUUUAUAGUGUUCAAAAGGGGUUGCAUGUGGUUUCUUGGCACGUAGCCAGUUCAGAUGUUGGAGGAGAUAUGAUAACCAUAAACAAUGGCAGGAUCUUUUGGCAGGAAAGGUGCCAUGGGAAGUCCUGGUGAGAACUUCUGUCAGAGAGCUGACAGAGAAUGUUUGAUAGGAAGUUUUUGACAGGCAGAAACAAUUUUUGGCAUUUCUAUAUUAUCUGUGUGUUACGGAUGGUUGCCAUGGUAAGCGACGUAACAGGAAAUGCAUAAUGGUUGCCUUAUUAACCAACCCUAGCAAUGCAAAUGCACAAUCUUUGCCAUGGUAACCAAGUUAACAAUGAGAAUGCACAAUGGUUGCCAUGGUAACCAGCAAAACAGUGAGACUGCAUAGCGGUUGCCAUGGUAACCGAGGUCACAAUGAGAAUUCACAAUGGUUGCCAUGGAAGCUGUUGUAAUAAUGGGAUUUCAGAAUGGUUACCACAGUAAGUGAUGUCAGAAUGAGAAUGCACAAUUUUUACCAUGGUAACCAUCACAAUGAGAAUGCACAAUGGUUUGCAUGGUAAGCGACAUCACAAUGGCAAUGCACAAUGGUUUGCAUGGUAACCGACUUAACAAUGAGAAUGCAAAUGGUUGCCAUGGUAACCGACUUAACAAUGAGAAUGCGCAAUGGUUCCCAUGGUAACCAAGGUCACAAUGAGAAUUCACAAUGUUUGGCAUGGUAACUGAUGUCACAAUGAGAAUGCACAAUGGUUGUCAUGGCAACCGGGGUUACAGUGGGAAUGCACAAUGGUUGCCAUGCUAUGCACAGUCACAAUGAGAAUGCACAAUGUUUGUCAUGGUAACAAAGUUCACAAUGAAAAUGCACAAUGAUUGCCAUGGUAACUGAGUUCACAAUGGGAAUGCACAAUGGUUGCGAGGGCAACUGACAACACAAUGAGGAUGCAUAAUGGUUGCCAUGGUAAGUGAGGCCACAAUGAGGUGCACAAUGGUUGCCAUGGUAACCGAGGUCAAAGUGGGAAUACAUAAUGGUUUCCAUGGCAACCAAGGUCACAAUGGGAAUGCACAAGGGUUGCCAUGGCAACUGAGGUCAAAAUGAGAAAGCAUAAUGGUUCCCAUGGUAACCAAAACUCACAGUGAGAAUGUACAAUGGUAGCCAUGAUAACCAAGGUCACAAUGAGAAUGCACAGUGGUUGCUGUGGUAAGCUAGGUGAUGAUAGAAAUGCACAAUGGUUACCAUGGUAAUCAUUUAAUAAUGGGAAUGCACAAUGGUUGCCAUGGUAACCGAUGUUAAGAAAAAAAACAUAAUGGUGGCCAUGGUAACCAAGGUCACAAUGAGAAUGCAAAAUGGUUGCCAUGGCAACCAAAUCACAAUGACAAUGCACAAUGGUUGCCAUGGCAUCUGAUGUCACAAUGAGAAUGCACAAUGGUUCCAUGGCAUCUGUGGUCAUAAUGGGAAUGCACAAUGGUUGCCAUGGUAACGGAGGUCACAAUGAGAUUGCGCAGUUGUUUCCAUUGGAAGUGUCAUCACAAUGAGAAUGGACAAUGGUUGCCAUUGUAACCAUUCU